Molecule: messenger RNA, 2852 nt
Organism: Drosophila serrata
Lineage: Eukaryota; Metazoa; Arthropoda; Insecta; Diptera; Drosophilidae
Gene: Cerk
Product: Ceramide kinase
Biological process (GO): ceramide metabolic process; phosphorylation
Molecular function (GO): ceramide kinase activity
Source: RefSeq, a predicted model, not a curated record
UACAUUUUUCAGAGGCAUAACAAAUGGAGCUUUUCAGCAACUGUCUCAGUGAGAAACUCGAAGUCGGCGGAAAUCAACGGUUGUUAUAGCGGCGACGGAAAUUACAUGUUUGCCAAAUUUACAAGUUUUGCAAAUUCUUUGUUUUUGAUCCGCGAAAAGGGGAGCAGUGCCGGCGCAGACUAACAGGUCAUGACAAAGAGCCGUUAGCACCGCUUUUCUGUUGUGUUAUCGGUGACUUCUGUGCGUCAGUGUAUGUGAAAGCUAAGUGCAAGUGCAAGUGUGCGAAACUGCAAUGCGUAUCCGUAUCGAAUUUUCUUGAUUUCCCAACGAGCGAAAGGAAAAAAAACUGCGCAACUGCAACAAAAGAAAACGCCGUGAAGUACUUGUAUGGAUAAGCAGACAACAUACCUGUCAACUAGUGCCGACAAAGCCGACGACGUUGCCGGAGACGGAGACGACGGCCAGUCGAGAUGACGCAGACCAAGCAACCAGCAGGAGGGUCGUCCACCUCGGCCUCCGACUUCAUCGGCUCCUCGGGGGACUCGAAAUUCAAUCCCUGUUCCGCCUCCGCCCACGAUGUCUUACUGAAUAAUUUCCAGUUAAAGAAGAAGAGCUACCGGGUCCUGCUCCAUGGCCAGCAGUUGGUGUGGGAGCGCCUGCAGAAGCUGAAGCAGCCGUCUUCGAAAAGCGAGACCAAGGCACCGCUGCCAGCAGACUCACCCUCUCAGCCCGGAGGUGCCUGCUUGUAUGGUCCACAAAGCCAUGUCCUUCACCUCGAUGACGUUAUUAGUGUGAGGAGCGGCGACACCAAGGUAGCUUCCCUUAAGCCUCCACCACCUCCAACUUCGAAUCGCAGUUCCAACAGCAGCGGCGAGGUUAUGCCGGCGAAGCCCACCAGUCAGUACCUGACCAUUAACUAUGCCUUGAGGUUGAGUAAAUCUCAAACGGACUGCAAUCGUUGGGAGCUGAGGCGGCUGACCUUCUUCAACUCGGAUCCUUAUAUAGUAAGGCAGUGGGAUCAGGAACUGCAGAUCCGGUUGCACAGCUCUUCGCCUACAAGGAUGCGGGUGCGCCGUCUUCUGGUCUUCAUCAAUCCAUAUGGCGGUCGCAAGGCAGGCGCCCAAACCUACGAACGGCAUGUGAGACCCAUUUUCCAACUCGCUGGUGUGGAUGCCACCUGUAUCACCACCCAGAGAGCGAACCAAGUAAGAGAUAUACUACUUACCCACGAUCUGGGAGUGUAUGAUGCUGUUUGCUGUGUCGGUGGCGAUGGCACCGUGGCGGAGGUGAUCAACGGGCUGCUCUUCCGGCGAAUGAGGGAGCUGGGACUGGACGAGCAGCGGCCACCAUACAUUCCAAGACCCGCCUUGCCCGUGGGUGUGAUUCCAGCCGGCAGUACAGAUACCAUUGCUUACAGCAUGCAUGGCACGGCGGAUGUAAGGACAGCCGCAAUUCAUGUGAUUCUGGGCCAGCAUCGCGGUCUGGAUGUGUGCAGUGUAAGCAAUGGGCAAUCCCUGCUGCGGUUUUGUGCCAGUGUCCUAAGCUACGGAUACCUAGGUGAUGUGGCUGCCCAGAGUGAGAACUAUCGCUGGAUGGGACCAAGAAGGUAUGAGUACAGUGGUGUCAAGGCCUUCCUAAACAAUCGGGGCUACGAGGCGGAGUUGAGGCUUCUGGAAGAACCAGAUCUCCUGCUAACUACACCCAUGGAAGAGGUACCGCAGAGUCCUGACAGCGUGUGCUCUCUGGGCGAGUCGCUGCCCUCCGUCUGCUAUGCUAAUUGUCAACGCUGCAGCUUUGCAAGCAGCAUCCAGGAGCAGCAGUCUUCUAUGCUUAUCCAAGAGGAGUCCAGGAAUUCGCAGCGAAGUUUGAGGGAGGAGCCGGAGCCAGAGGAUUCCCAUUUAACUCCUAAUGAGUCUGCCCUACUGAGACCUCGUCCUCGUCCUGGAAACCUUCAGCUACCCACUGGUUCCAUUUCAUCAAUGAGGAACCUCGCAAACGAGCAGUGGAAAGUGGUGCGAGGCAACUUUUUCAUGAUCUGCGGAGCAAACAUUACCUGCGCCUGUGCCAGGAGUCCCAAUGGCAUCUCCCGAUAUAGUCACUUGGGUGAUGGCUGCCUGGACCUAAUUCUGGUCAAGAAGACUUCGUUGCUCAACAAUGUGCGCUUUCUGCUAAACACGGCUGGCAGGAGCGGUGAUAUACGCAAUCUGCCGUUUGUUGAGGUGUAUCGCACCAGGAAGUUUCAGUUCAGAACACUGGCCGCGGCUGGCGAUGAAGACUACAGCCUGGCAGGCUCUUGCCAGCCCAUUUCUCCGCCUGGAGAGAUGGGCGUCUCAUCCACUUCCACGGAGUUUUCCAGCUGGAACUGUGAUGGCGAGGUAGUCACUGACCUGGACAUAACCAUGAGAUCGCACUGUCAACUAAUUGAGGUAUUCAUGCGAGGACCUCAUUCCUACAGCAAGCCCCUCAAAAACGGCACCACGCCCUCAACCCCAGCCAGCUCCAGCGACAAUGUGUACUGCUGCUGUAAGGAUUAGAAGCUUUAAACCCGUAGAAUUAAGAAGCAUCAACCAUUGGCCGUGACAAAUAGCUCGUAGUCUUGCAUAGGGUAUCCUUAUUCGUAUUCGUAUUCGUAUCGUGUUAAAGAUCGGGUCUCCCCGUCAUUGUUUUUAGCUUAGCUCAAUCAAGCAACUGAUAUUAUCGACUGUAUUAUGGCAUCUGCAAGAUGCGCAAGGCAAACCGGAACAUUCCUCUCGGUAGGCGUGCAUUAUUCGCAUAAAAAUAUACAUACAUACCUAUAUUAUAUAUAUUGUGUACUGGUAUACCGGAAAUAAAGAGUGUCUAUAUGUUUUCAA